GACGAGAUCAGGACCGCAUUCCGAUCCGGGACCCGACGACGACGACGACGACGGCUACCUUGUCAGAGUUUUGGUCGAGCUCUCCGAGAAACGAACAACGCACCUGGAAGAACGGGUCUCUGCGCUCCCACGUUGUAUAUAGACACAACAUACCAGCCAAACAUUAUAUUAUUAUCGCCAUCAGACACCAUCCGCUCAAAUCGUCGCCGGCGCAGUCAUGUGCCGAGCAUCGUACCGUCAGCAUCCGAAAAUGGGCCCUAUGCCGAAGAACCACGGCAGCGCCAACAACAAUUCCUACGCCAACCGUCUCAACGUCUUGAAACAAGCUUUGAAACCGUACCGGGACAACAACGCCAACUGUCUGCGGCUGAUCACCAGGUCGGCCAGGGUGAACCUGAACAAGCACUGGAAGAGCCUGGAGAAUCUGUUCACGGCCGGACACGACCGCCGUCCGACAGACGAUGUCAAGGAACGCGCCCAGAACGCGGUCAACGAGAUGCUGGAGAACGGCGAGAACGCAAGACCCACGGAGGUGGCCUACUCCAAUCCGACGGCGGACGCGGUCGACAAAUUGCGACACUUGCACAUGGAGGACGACCGUUGACGACCCUCGACGACCGGGCACUUGGUUUGACGAUUAGGGGUGCGGGGGUCGAUGUGGGGGAGGGUAAUUCGUAAAUCGCUUACAGCAAACAUAAAAUAUAUUAUAAGUAAUAGUAUUUAUAUACAACAUUGUAGAAUCGUCAUAUUAUUAUGUAUACCACUUACACGUGUGUACCAGCUCAUGUCUUCCAUUGUUUUUUUUUUUUAAUAUCGUUAUAUUUUAUUUUAUAUUUUAUUUCUUAUAUUAAUAUUUUACUUAACACGCGCACCAUCACGUUAUAUUUAUACACUCACCAUUUCACGCACCGUUUUAGCACUUGUUUUAAUUCGCACGAUCGCACCGACACGCACCACACGCACGCACUUAUAUUAUGCACUUUUAAACGCACUCAAACACAUAAACAGCACUAUGAUAAUCAUUAAACAUAAUAUUUUAUGUUCACUUUAUUAAUAUAUUAUAAUAUCACAUUAUCACACUCGUUAUAUACACAAUAUGCACCACUAUAUACACAUCGCACAUUAUUAGAUUUUAAGGAAACACAUAUUAUUUAUUAAAUAAUUUUAUCGUCCGACAAAAGACACUGCAUCACAAGGCAGAAUGGUCCGGAUCGAUAUUAAUGUAUAUACAGCUGCACUUUAGACUAUUUUGUAUAUAAUAUUGUAUUUUAUUAGUUUUAAGUUUAUAUCGGGCAACACAUAUAUAUAUAUAUUUGCCACUACACAUCAGUUCAUUUUACCAAAAUGUUUAUGCCUAAUUCGCAUGUCUCACGACGUCGAUUAAAAAAAAUUAGAAAUUAAAAUUUAGAAUAUUAGAAUAUUUAUUUGUAAAUAUCAAAUCUGUGAUUGUAUCGGAUUAAGUUUUUAUUUUUAUAUUUCACUCGCUUUAAUGAUAAUAAUUAUUAUUUAUUACUAUCAUAUUAUUAUUAACGUCUCACACAUUAUUACAUAAAUUUCAUAAUUAUUGAGACGUGAAACAGUUUAGAUUAUUAAUCUAUAUAAUAUUAUAUUUUUUUUUAACUUUUUUUUUGUUAUUAUAUUUUUAAAAGAAUAUUUGCUCAAAAAGGAACAGAAUCCAUCCAUAUAUUUAGUUGUUAAGCAAAACGUAUUUUAAGAGAAAUAUUUGUGGCCACUGACGCCAACAAUAAUAUAAGAUCAAUAUAUAAAAACUAUUUAAAUAUAUUGUAAACAAUUAUGAGAAUAUCUCUUACGUGCCUAAUAUUACAAAUAUUUAUAAUGUAUAAUAUGAUUUUAUUACAAGAAUUGUUUUAAUUAUUAAUUCUGCGUUUUAUAUUUAUCAUUAUAUUUUGAUAUUUUUUAAUCAUUUAUGUUCAAAUGUUUUUAUUUUUUUAUGACAAAAAUAAAGUAUUCUGAAAAAAA
Messenger RNA from Acyrthosiphon pisum (pea aphid), 1980 nucleotides. RefSeq lists its product as uncharacterized. Lineage: Eukaryota; Metazoa; Arthropoda; Insecta; Hemiptera; Aphididae. The transcript is spliced from 2 exons. The coding region runs from base 218 to 604 and encodes 128 amino acids. The record is from RefSeq and is a predicted model, not a curated record.